AGUAGAAGUAUAUGCGUUUGGUCUGUGUGCAUCAUGAAGAGAGCUUAUGCAGGCUGGUGGAGAGCACAGCAGUGCUGACACCGAAAGCCGCAGAGUUCUGGCUAUGCACCGGCGCUGACGCGCUCCAAAUUUCCCGGCGUGGGUGUUCGCAGAAGCCCCAUCGCCAUGGACAUAAGACGGCUCGCCUUCGUCCUACUCUGGCAAAUUGUUGCGGUGCAGGGCGUGGUGCGCGAGCGGUGGCACUACUACGUCCCAAACUGCCACGUCCCGGGGCCCCAACCAAUCAUUCCCCGCGAGUGGGGCCAGGAGUGGAGCAGCUGUAACGGCGCCAAGCAGUCGCCCGUGCUGCUGCUGCCGCACAAGUCGAUCGGCGUCGCGGUGCCACCGCUGCGCUUCAAGCACUUCUCCACGCCGCUCGCCAACCCUGUCGUCUACAACACUGGGAGGACGCUGCGUGUGCGGGCGUCGAUGCCGAAACCGAUCGUGACGGGCGGUCUCCUGGCCGAGGAGUACGUGUUCGACCAGGCCGAGUUCCACUGGGGCCGCGACGACCACAGCGGGAGCGAGCACAUCGUCGACGCACUCAGCUACGCCGUCGAGGUCCAAAUGACGUUUCGGCUGCGGACGCCGUCGGCACGGGUGGACUGCAAGGAGUGCCCUCCCGCGUACGUCGGCCUGGCCACACAGCUCAAGACAGUUCGCCAGCGCAACCCUCUGCUGCGCACGCUCGUCUCCUCCCUGAGCUCGGUGACGUACGCGUUGGAGCGGACCGAGCUGCCCCUCCCGCUGCGGCUGAUCGCCUUCCUGCCCAACGACACGCGCAACUACUACAUGUACGAGGGCUCGCGGACGGUGCCGCCCUGCACCGAGAACGUGCUUUGGAUCGUCUUCCGGGAGCCCACGUUCAUCGGCAGGGAACAGGUAAAGAUGCUCCGGCAGCUGUACGCCUUCCCGGAGGUGUUCUCCUGCAACAGACACCUGGUGGCCAACCUGAGGCCCCUGCAGGAGAUUGGCCGCACGAGGAUGCUCUACAGAACGUUCAGUUCUGCCCCUUCGAGGUUGCGGCUGAGCUUCACCACGACCUUGGCGUUCACCCUGUUAUCCUGCAGGAACAUAAUCUGGCGCCUAAGAUGACGUCAUUAAAUAACGUUGCGCUCAGUUAAAUUCUCCACAUCUGCUCGCGAGUUCACGAGCCUAGCUAGUUUCUAAGCGUUAAUUAAAUGUCACGAAAAGACGGGUCGGAAUUAAACGACGUCACCGGAACAGCGCCGUCGACGCCACAGCCUACAAGUCUAGCAUUGCCAUCAGCCAGUCAAUCGCCUGGGAGCAAGGCCUAAGUAGUUUUGGAUGUCUCGCUUACCAGCUUCCAGUUACAUCAUGGAUUUUGACAGCGUUUUUAAGGAGCUAGUUCAUUGUUUAUGAAUAAACAGCGAUUACGUUGCAUUCG
Messenger RNA from Dermacentor silvarum, 1447 nucleotides. Its product is annotated as carbonic anhydrase 1. The record is from RefSeq and is a predicted model, not a curated record. Gene Ontology annotation, cellular component: plasma membrane. The coding region runs from base 166 to 1134 and encodes 322 amino acids. NCBI's taxonomy places the organism in Eukaryota, Metazoa, Arthropoda, Arachnida, Ixodida, Ixodidae. The transcript is spliced from 9 exons. Gene Ontology annotation, molecular function: carbonate dehydratase activity; zinc ion binding.